AUGCAUAGUUCACCAGUGUAUUUAACAUUGCCACAAAUUGACAAAUUACGACGUGUACUAACGCCAACAAUUCCUAUUUAUCCAUCGCCGCCAACAUCGACGUUUCCAACAUUACACAUAACUCCACGAGAUUUUCUUCGGCGAGUAUUAUUGAAAUUGAAUGAACAUUCAAUUGAUAUAUCGGACAUUCGUUUAUAUGGCGGUGCAGCAUCAUAUGUUCUUGUUAAAGAUUCAGACUUUGUUUAUCGUGAUAUUGACAUUUUAUUUAUUGUUAAAACACCAUUAUCGUCUCAACAGCAAACAACAUUAUUCUCAUCGAAUAAUGAACCUUAUCUCUGUGAUCUAUGGACAAUAAUUAAAUAUAUUGUAUCAUCGUGUUUAAUUGAACAUAUACCAACUGCAUCCACAUGUUCACAAUACUUUAUAUCGUCUGUACUCGAUACAUAUGCAAAGAAGAAUAUUAAAAUAAGUUCCGAACAAGAUUCAUGGGCUUUAUUAUCGUUACAGAAUUUAUUGGGACAAAAUCUUGAAUUGAAAUUUGUUGAAAAUAUUAAACGGCAAUGGCAAUUCAGCGUUGAUUCAUUUCAAAUCGAUCUUAAAUCAGUAUUAUCAGAUAAAAAUGUCAAUCAAUUAUCGAAUCCUGAAUCUAUAACAAAAAAGGUUCAAACAAAAAGUUUGGUCAUUGACGCUAUUAAUGGUAUUACUAUUCUUAAGAAUAAAGUUGAAGAUCAAAAUACAAGUACAAGUCCAAUACAAUUUGGAUCUUUUUCACCAACAUCAUCACGCAAGAUGAGUGAACAUGAUAGUACUAUAAAUUGCCAAACACUUGCAACAAUAACAACUAUUCCAGCGUCGAAAAAUCAAAAACCAUCGACUGAAUCCCGCGUGCGAACAUUAAAUCCAUCGGAAUCAACAGUCGACGAUGAUAAAUUAAAUUCAGUUGUUCAAUUUCAAAUUACGAUUAAUGAAGAUGUUGAUGAUGGAAUUGAAGUCGAUGCCGAUGAUUCUCCUAAUGAAGAUGAUGACCAAGUAUUUUGUACAUCACCAAUGGCAAUGGCACCUGUAUCGACAAGCUUGAUUCAAGUCUAUUCUGUUUAUAAGAAUUUACAUCAAGCACUUGAACAUUUGAAUAAUAAAUUAAUUGCUACAUAUGAACCUGAAACAAUGCGCGGUGGUGGUUUAUUAAAAUAUUGUGAUCUCUUAGCUCGAAAUUAUAAGCUUUACGAUGUUGCCAUAAUGAUUCAUAUGCAACGAUAUAUGUGUUCGAGAUUUUUUAUUGAUUAUAAAACAAUUCCAGAACAAAUUCAUGUUAUUGCUCAAUAUGUUGCUACACAUUUUCUACCAUCAACAAUCAUAAGUAAUUUACAUAUAACGAAUAAUCUUAAUGAAAUAUUACAACGUCGUUAUUAUCAACAAAAUCAAAUGAUAAAUUCAAAAUAUGAUUCAAAACAAAUUGAUCAAAUCGAUUUAAUUAAUGCUCGUUUAUGCUUAUUAUUUUUUGAACAUUUAGCAGCAAUUAUACAGCAGAGUACUGUUUGUUUAACUCAUGAAGAUAGAGAAUUAUUAUUAAUUAAUAUCCAUUAUCUUAAAGACUAUUAUCAUUAUGAAUAUGAACAUUUAUUUGUUGGAGAUAAUCAGCAUUUUCAAAAAUAUCAUAAUUACAAUAAUAUGCAUCAUCCUUGUACAAAUUCAUCCUCGAAUUCAAGUCGAUCGACAUCACCAUCUAGUUCAUCGACAAAAUCAUAUUGGAAUUAUCGUGUUAGCAAUAAUUCCCAUCGAAGUCAUUAUGUACAGAAACAAUCAAAUAAUUAUUUCUAUCACGGACCUAGAACCUAUAGCGAACAACAAACAGUAUAUCGUCGAAAUCAAUCCUGA
This is a messenger RNA of Rotaria socialis, 1875 nucleotides long. Lineage: Eukaryota; Metazoa; Rotifera; Eurotatoria; Philodinida; Philodinidae. The record is from the annotation of a GenBank genome assembly.